Molecule: messenger RNA, 3366 nt
Organism: Coccinella septempunctata (seven-spotted ladybird)
Lineage: Eukaryota; Metazoa; Arthropoda; Insecta; Coleoptera; Coccinellidae
Gene: PSR
Product: bifunctional arginine demethylase and lysyl-hydroxylase PSR
Exons: 6
Coding region: 117-1406 (429 amino acids)
Biological process (GO): phagocytosis
Cellular component (GO): nucleus; cytoplasm
Molecular function (GO): histone H4R3 demethylase activity; P-TEFb complex binding
Source: RefSeq, a predicted model, not a curated record
UGAUCUGUCAUUUCAUUUUCGUUUUGAGUUUCGGCAAAGGGGUUUCAAGGUGUUAUGAAAAUCAAAAUAUUUUUCACUUUCUUUAUUUAAACACACAUAAUCAACUGAAUUUUCAAAUGGAAUACAUGGAACAAUCAGAUUUUUCACACAAAUGCAGGAAAAGAGUGAGGGAAGUGAAGAAGAAGGCUCGACCUGAACUAAAUACUAAAGAAUCUUGGUAUCAGGAAGGUUACACCAAGGUGUUCGACAAAUUCUGGGAUUUUGUUGAUAACUGCGAACGAAUUGACGAGAAUGAAUGUUCUCAGAGAGAAUUUAUCUCAAAAUACGAAUUGCCUUAUAAACCAGUUGUAAUAACAGGGUGCCAAAACAAAUGGAGAGCUCCAGAAAAGUGGACUCUCGACAAACUUGCUAGAAAAUAUCGCAACCAAAAAUUCAAAUGUGGUGAAGAUAAUGAAGGGUAUAGUGUAAAAAUGAAAAUGAAGUAUUAUAUAAGUUAUAUGCUCAAUACUAAAGAUGAUAGUCCUCUUUAUAUUUUUGAUAGUAAUUUUGGCGAGCAUCAUCGCCGUAAAAAAUUAUUGAAUGAUUAUGAAGUGCCGUAUUUUUUCCGUGAUGAUUUGUUCAAAUAUGCAGGUGAAAACCGUAGGCCACCAUAUCGUUGGUUUGUCAUGGGUCCAGCGAGGUCUGGAACAGGUAUUCAUAUUGAUCCUCUGGGAACAAGUGCCUGGAAUGCAUUAGUUAAGGGUCACAAAAGAUGGUGUUUGUUUCCAACUAAUACACCGAAAGAGCUGCUAAAAGUAACAAAUCAAAUAGGUGGAAAACAGCGUGAUGAAGCAAUAACUUGGUUUAACCAUAUUUAUCCUAAAACCAAAGAACCAAAUUGGCCUAGUGAUUGCAAACCGAUUGAGAUCUUGCAGAAGCCUGGAGAAACAGUGUUUGUACCAGGAGGCUGGUGGCAUGUUGUACUCAAUCUCGACACUACAAUUGCAGUCACACAGAAUUUUUGUAGUAGGACUAAUUUUCCAGUAGUUUGGCAUAAGACAGCUAGAGGUCGUCGUAAACUUUCACAAAGUUGGUUGCGUGCAUUGAAACAGAACGAACCAAUGCUGGCUCUUUUGGCAGAAAGGAUCAACAUUGAACAAUCGUCAGGAGUAGCAUCUGAUUCUAGCAAUUCAUCUUCGAGUUCCAGUUCGGAAUCUGAAAAUAGUUCUCAUUCGGACGAAGACAGUGGACAGGAGUCUAUUACAGCCAAGAAAAAAAGGAGGAAAUCUGAUAGUGAAUCUGGACAUAACCGAAAGACUGCCAAAAUCAAUCAUAUGGAUUGUUCUGAAAACUUGUCUUCUGUGGAUAAUCAUUGUGCUUCCAAUUCUCCUGAGUCAACUGUGGCGGGAAUUCCAUCAAAUGAAUAGUUUUAAUUCUUUUGUAAUCCUUUUUUUUCAAAGUUACCAUUCUUAUUCAGCAUGUUUUAUGUUCUGUAAAGAAUGGAUCAGUUAUUGCCCCAGUAUUUUAUAUAGGGUAAUUUCAAUUUCUGGAUGUUUUAGAACUAUGCAUACAAUUUUAACAUGAUCAAUUUUUUCAACAGGAGAUGUAUAUUUGUUCUUAUUGUAAAGGUAUUCAUGUUGAUUGGACUGGGAGAUCUUGUCUCGAUUAAAAUACCAUAUUUCAUGCAUUCCCGAUUAUCAAUAAACUUGUUCCUAUUUCAUCAACAAACUUACCUCUAAAGAUUUUUAUCUUGGCAAUAAUAUUUUCAUUCUUUAUAGAUUUGUAUUUCGAAAGUAUUAUUAUAUUAUUUAAAGUAUUCCUAGUUUAUUCAGGAAUAAGUAUGAAGAUGAGCAAUAGAAAUAAUUGAAAUGCCACUAUAUUUUUAUACAAAACUGCAAGGAGACAAAUCAAUAUGAACAAUCAGCUAAAGUUCAUAAAUGUAAACUUUACAACUUUUAUAUAUUCCUGUUGCUCAUACUGUACUGAAAUUUGUUAAAUAUUCCCUCUUGAUUUUAUUGUUACAAGAGUUAUGCAAUAUAGAUUCAAUUGAUUGAUUUCAUAUCUUAGGAGGCAGGUUCUAUCCAUUGCUGAAUUUUCUUCAUGCCAAUUACAUUGGGUAGGUUGAAUUAAACAUCUUUCUGAGCACAACCUUAUAUGCAGCAGCUGUGUUGGAUAAUGUUAUGGAAAAGUUAUCCAAUUCUACUUUCAUUCUUUUAGUAAGCGAUGCUAAAUUCUGUUGAUAGUGUUAUGACAUGAAAGAUUCGUAUCAAAAAAGGUGUAUUCCAAAGAGACUUGAAAUCCCUUCAAUGUUUUAUUUUGAAACACAAAAACUAAAAGAGAAUUUAACGCAAUAACUUAAUCUGAAUGAAAACUAUCUGCCACUUGGCUGAUUAAGAUCAUUUUCUUUCAGAAUUUUUAAAUUCUGGGAAAAAAAUUUGACUACGGAGUUUUUCAACAUCCUCAGACAAAAACAGAACUAUUUUACUGUCGCAAUGCUACAAAAAUCAAUAAUUUGAAACGGAUAAAAGCGAAUACAAUAUGUCUGGGAUUAUAGUUGAACUUUUGAAUUCCAUCAACCUACCCAAGGAAAUUUCUUUGAUUUUAUAUCAAUAUUCAACUGGGGAAACUCCUUUGCAAUAUGGUAAAACGUUUUCUGCAGGAUUUCCAAUUGUUAUUUCCUCUGUAUUUCUGAUUAGUUGUAGAAUAAUUAUUCGACUGAAUUGUGUUUUUGUAUCUGAUGUUUAUAAUCAUAUUUUCUCCUAUUAUUCAGUUUGCUCAUUUCAGUUUUUUCCUUUCCGAAUGUUUUUGAGUUUCUUUCAAUUCAAUGGAAUAUCUCGAAACCCGGGAUAAAAUCACAUUUUCUUUUAUGUUUCUUUUCUGUACUUCUCCCAAAGAAGAAAGUCUUAAUUAAAAAAUGAUAAUAUAUAUUAUAUUGCUUUAAGUAUUUAUUUUAUAAUAAUAAUUUAUAGUUAAUUGAACAGGUAGAAAGGCGGUGUACUGAAUUCAUAGGUACAACAAAAAAUUAUUCAAAGUAUGCAACUUAUGAUUGUUGAGUAGUGAGUUCUUACCUCAAAGAAAUCUCAAUAUUUAUUUCAUCUUCAUUUUGUGUAAAUAAACAAUAUUGUAUUUUAUCCAACUAUGAUUUAAAGCCAAAUUUUUGUGAUUUGAAACAUUGUGCCUCAUUCGUUUCAAUAUGCUCGGCAAUGCUAUCUAAAAUCAUUCUGUUGUUGUUUACUGAUGAUGUCAGAAAUUUUUUUAUAGAGAAACUUUUCAGACGUACUGUAAGGUCAAGUGAUCUUGUUUAGUGCCUCGAUUUUACAACUGUGGUAUCAUUGAAUCACAAUUAUAACUAGAUAAGCAUUAUUAAAGCGUAAUGAAUUUCUAAAA